Centropristis striata (black sea bass) is the source of this 3137-nucleotide messenger RNA. It is a transcript of the gene cep97, whose product is annotated as centrosomal protein 97. The record is from RefSeq and is a predicted model, not a curated record. Lineage: Eukaryota; Metazoa; Chordata; Actinopteri; Perciformes; Serranidae. The transcript is spliced from 11 exons. Bases 193 to 2517 code for a protein of 774 amino acids. Gene Ontology annotation, molecular function: protein binding.
AGGAAACAACCAGAAUUGUAGUCUUUUAAGCCAUGAAGACGUAACCCGGUAAUGAGCGAGGCAGCCCGGUGAACUACAUUACCAAGAACCACCUUGGCUAAACCGUUUGACAAGCGGCAGACGCUUCUUGUCUUUCAGUCUGCAGCAAGUAGAGUUGUUAGCUAACGUUUAGGUGUUGCCUGAGGUGGCAGGAUGGGUGUAUCAGAUUUACAAUGCGACACAAAUGCUGGACCUGUAGUGGAUCUGUCAGCCCGAGGUUUGCAAAAGCUGGAACCGAGUUUCACCUGCUCGGACAAUACUCACACUCUCAUCCUGGACCGUAACCACAUAAUGAAACUGGACCAUCUUGAAAGGAGUCCAGGCCUUCAGCAGCUUUCUGUAGCCAGUAACCGUCUGGUAAGGAUGAUGGGUGUGUGUCGGCUAACAGAGUUGACAGUCCUCAAUCUUCCCAAUAACAGUAUUGGAUACAUUGAGGGGCUCAGAGAUCUGUCGCACCUCAAAUGGCUAAACCUGUCUGGGAACAAUAUUAAGGUCAUUGAACAGCUCAACAACUGUGUUUCCCUUCAACACUUGGAUCUGUCUGACAAUAACAUAUCCACCAUUGGUGAUGUGACUAAGCUGGUGGCAUUAAAAACACUGUUACUCCAUGGUAACAGCAUUACAACGCUUCGUACUGUGCCUGCUCACCUUCCUGCCCAUUUAACCAUUCUGUCCCUGGCAGAAAAUGAGAUAAGGGAUCUGAAUGAAGCAUCAUACCUGGCACCUCUUCAUGAACUGGAGCAGCUGUCCAUUAUGAGCAACCCUUGUGUUAUGGCAACCCCCUCUCUGCCAGGAUUUGAUUAUCGGCCAUAUGUCAUGAGUUGGUGUCUGAGCCUUAAGGUCCUGGAUGGCUAUGUAGUGUCACAGAAAGAAGGUCUGAAAGCAGAGUGGCUCUACAGUCAGGGAAAAGGACGCUCCUAUCGACCAGGUCAGCAUGUUCAGCUGGUUCAGUACCUGGCCACUGUUUGCCCUCUGACGUCAUCACCAGCCCUGGAGACGGCAGAAGAUGCCAAACUGGAGAAGAUCCUCAGUAAGCAAAGGUUUCAUCAGAAGCAGCUGUUAGAGGAGACCAGAGGAGGGUGUCCCAGCCCUCCUCGUCCAACUCAGCUAGAUGUGGAGAGGCACAGUCCUUCACAUACAGUCCCACAGGGGGGAGCCAGCGAGGUGAAACAAAUCCAUGCACCUGCACCAGCUGCUGCUCCAUCAGUCUGUGAGACAGAGCCAGUAGUGCAGUUCAACACUUGGGUGAGCUGUGAUUCUUCACACACAUCACUGCCUGUAGUUCGCAGCCCAAAGCUCAGGCAGGAGCACAUCUAUUUGGAGGAUGUGCAGACAGACGAGGAGAAACUCAGUGGAAGCUUGCUUUCCUCUGAGUCCACCUUUCUCCCCUUCACAUCUGGUCUGGAGCCACAAACAACCCACUCUGACAGCGAGGACGAGACAGAGACAUUUGAACCCGAUUCCCUGGCUCCAAAGCGGCCAGCAUUGCCCAAAAAGCACAACACAAACAAGACACAUCAUUCACCCCGAUUGGAUAAGCCAGAGAGGGGUCUUGAGGAGGAAGUUAUGUCUGCAGCAGCACCAACAGCUGUAGCACUGGGCAUCAGAGUUAGCACACCACAAAAUGACCAGGAAACAUCCUCCGACUACAGUAAAGCAGAGAUGAAAGAAGCUCCCAAGCAGGAAGACAUUAGUGUGUGUGCAAGUAACUCAAGCUUGAUGGGAGCUGACAGGGCAGCAGUUAAAAUACAAUCAUGGUGGAGGGGACAGCACACUCGGUGCUGUCACCCCAUGGCCAGAGAAGUGCGCAGUGAAAUCCGCCUGCGCAGGAUGCAAGACCACAUCCUCUCCCUGUCUGAAAAGUUGGACAGGGUGCAGCAGCAGUAUGAAGAAGAGAGAUUACAAAGGCUGGUUCAGGAGGAAGCUGUAAAGUUUCUGUGGAAACAGCUCCAGUCUAUGGAGCAGUGGAAGCAGUCCGUGGAGCAGCAGCUGGCUAGCAUUAGUCAGGCUGUCACCCCGGCUCAGAUGCCAGCUCCUGGACUCUGUGUGGCUGCCCCUCCUGUUGCAUCCAGCACAAAGAACCCCCCCUGCAUGGACGUCUCGUUCCCAGACUCUGGCUUCCAGUCAACCAAUGAUCAGCAGGCAGCACAAGAGGACAGCUUCCUGAGCAGUGGGACAGCAGACUCUCUAAAGACUGUGCGAGCACUGAGCCCUGUUCAUAGUGGCUUUGCUGGUGUUAGUGAUGGUGUGGACAGUGCAGACUGCAGCCUGCUGGAGCAGUACCUCUCCUCUGUACAGCAGAGGGAGCAGGAGGCUGAGGAGGUGAUGAGUGAGAGAACACAAACACCACAGCCCUCCUCCUCACCAGUAUCACCCGACAAAAUAGCACAGCCAAACUCUCCCCUGCAGAAGGGAGCAGACAACCAAUCAGAAAUGCAAAGAACAAACAAAGAGGAGCCCACCGCUGGCUUUGUCUGAGAGAAUUCACCCAAUGCACUCCUGUACAGAACUAAACUAGCACUGACUGCAAGAUCAAGAUGUGUUGCUCCCUCUACAGACUCCACACUGAUCUUGAUUACUGACCUAGAUCUCAAAUGUCAGUGCACAUAGUUUAAUUUAUCAAGACUGACCCUAGGACAGGCUUGAAAACAAUACUUUACUGUGAAUGUAACUCAAUCUUUUUAUACUCCACUUGGAUCUGUUCUAUUUAAUAUUUUCCUUUUUGUGAAAUGACAAUGAUUGUGAUGUAGCUUCUGAAGGUAUUCAUAACUUAUAAGCAAUCAUUUCAUGAUGAAAAACGGUAAGUAGGUUGCUAACUCCACUGAAGACCAGGCAUGGUACAUCCUAUUCCCUUAUCAAUAUCCACUGUAUUAUACAUGUGAUAAACGACAGUUAAUAUGGAGUUGAUGUGUGGAACAUAGUGCACCUGUAACCCCAAAUAUAAACUAUACAUGAAACAACAAGCAUACUUUUUAUUAUCACAUACGGUGUUAAUAGCUUAACUGUUUUUAUCAGCUUUAGAUCACAUCACCUGAAAAUGUUGUAGCACUACAUUGUCUUGAAAGAAUGUAAAUAAAUCUGCAAUAAUUAUUUUCCAA